CAGAUUAAUCCUAUUAAUAAGACUCUAUGUUACUUGUACUAUUAGGAGUGGCAGGCAAGCUCUGUUGCACUUGGAGCUUAUGUCAAUCUCUCACCAUGUUGCUGGACAUGGAACCUAACGCUGGGAUGGUCUGCAUCAAGUACAUCCUGGUCAUCUUCAACUUUUUGUUUGUGGUCACAGGGAUCUGUUUGGUACUAGUAGGAUGGUCCAUCAACUACGUCUACUUUGAGUACUCCGAGUUUCUCGAGUCUCACUUUUUCUCCCCGGGAUUUCUCAUGGUCGGCAUCGGUAUCCUGGUUUUUGCCGUCGCUUGUUUUGGCUGCUUGGGAGCCUACAGGGAGAGUACUUGCAUGAUUACCGUGUUCAGUGUGAUGCUGGCAGUGAUAUUCGGCCUGGAGGUGGCUGCUGGACUCUCAGCCUACAUACUCCAAGGAGACAUCCACAGCAUGCUACAACACACCAUCACUGAGGCUCUAGAGGAGGCACCAACAGUCAACAGUUCAGCUGUGAUAUUCGGCCUGGAGGUGGCUGCUGGACUCUCAGCCUACAUACUCCAAGGAGACAUCCACAGCAUGCUACAACACACCAUCACUGAGGCUCUAGAGGAGGCACCAACAUUCAGUGUGAUGCUGGCAGUGAUAUUCGGCCUGGAGGUGGCUGCUGGACUCUCAGCCUACAUACUCCAAGGAGACAUCCACAGCAUGCUACAACACACCAUCACUGAGGCUCUAGAGGAGGCACCAACAUUCAGUGUGAUGCUGGCAGUGAUAUUCGGCCUGGAGGUAGCUGCUGGACUCUCAGCCUACAUACUCCAAGGAGACAUCCACAGCAUGCUACAACGCACCAUCACUGAGGCUCUAGAGGAGUCACCAACAUUCAGUGUGAUGCUGGCAGUGAUAUUCGGCCUGGAGGUGGCUGCUGGACUCUCAGCCUACAUACUCCAAGGAGACAUCCACAGCAUGCUACAACGCACCAUCACUGAGGCUCUAGAGGAGGCACCAACAGUCAACAGUUCAGCUCGCAUGAUGAACGUUUUGCAGUCCGAACUGCAUUGCUGUGGCAUAUAUUCUUUUAGAGACUGGGAAGGGAUCUACCCUGCCAAUGAUUCUUCCAUCACACUUCCGGAAUCUUGCUGUGACACAUCUACUGGUGACCAGAGUACAAACUGUAGCCAGGUGUACCAACACGGUUGUCUACCACAGUUGGAGACUUUCAUACGGGAGAGCAUUUUCCUGCUGGCUGGUACUGCUUGUACUAUAGCUCUGAUACAGCUGGUUGGCGUCUCCUUCUCGUGCUCACUGGCUAAGAUGUUGCGUAUCCAGAAGACGGAGAGAGACCGCCAGCGUUGGGAGAUGAGAGAACAACUCAUCAACAGCUAUACACAAGGCAAGGGCGAGAAAGGAGAAUGGAAUCUUUUGCCUGACCCAGUUGUUGAUGGAUAUGAAAACUUGGUGUUGUGUUUUAAGUGAUAAUCGAUAACCACUUACUCCCAUUUUUAUUGAUAUGGACAGAUAGACAUGAUGUAUUUGAUAAGUAAAUAAAUUGUUGUAUUACAAUA
Messenger RNA from Macrosteles quadrilineatus (aster leafhopper), 1558 nucleotides. RefSeq lists its product as uncharacterized. NCBI's taxonomy places the organism in Eukaryota, Metazoa, Arthropoda, Insecta, Hemiptera, Cicadellidae. Gene Ontology annotation, cellular component: membrane. The transcript is spliced from 12 exons. The coding region runs from base 27 to 1469 and encodes 480 amino acids. The record is from RefSeq and is a predicted model, not a curated record.